Molecule: messenger RNA, 2690 nt
Organism: Onychomys torridus (southern grasshopper mouse)
Lineage: Eukaryota; Metazoa; Chordata; Mammalia; Rodentia; Cricetidae
Product: olfactory receptor 51E1
Exons: 2
Coding region: 88-1041 (317 amino acids)
Biological process (GO): G protein-coupled receptor signaling pathway
Cellular component (GO): membrane
Molecular function (GO): G protein-coupled receptor activity; olfactory receptor activity
Source: RefSeq, a predicted model, not a curated record
AAGUGCUGGGGGAAAGGGGACACAGGAUCUUUCAGGACAGCUGAGCUUCAAUCUGCCUGGUACUGGCCAUAUCUCAGUUCCUUCAGUAUGGUGGGCAUCAACAGCAAUGAAUCCAGUGCCACGUACUUCAUCUUAAUAGGCCUCCCAGGGUUAGAAGAGGCUCAGUUCUGGUUGGCUUUCCCAUUGUGCUCCCUCUACCUUAUUGCUGUGCUAGGUAACUUGACAAUCAUCUACAUUGUGAGGACAGAGCACAGCCUACACGAGCCCAUGUAUAUCUUUCUUUGCAUGCUUUCUGGCCUAGACAUCCUCAUUUCCACCUCAUCCAUGCCAAAAAUGAUGGCCAUUUUCUGGUUCAAUUCUACUACUAUCCAGUUUGAUGCUUGUCUGGUACAGAUGUUUGCCAUCCAUUCCUUGUCUGGCAUGGAGUCCACAGUGCUGCUGGCCAUGGCCUUUGAUCGCUAUGUGGCCAUCUGCCAUCCUCUACGCCAUGCCACUGUGCUUACAUUGCCUCGUGUUGCCAAGAUUGGAAUGGCUGCUGUGGUCAGGGGUGCUGCACUAAUGGCACCCUUACCUGUCUUCAUCAAAAGGUUACCAUUCUGUCGUUCCAAUAUUCUUUCUCAUUCCUACUGCCUACACCAAGAUGUCAUGAAGCUGGCCUGUGCUGACAUCCGUGUCAAUGUCAUUUAUGGCCUCAUUGUCAUCAUCUCUGCCAUUGGCUUGGAUUCACUUCUCAUCUCCUUCUCAUAUUUGCUCAUCCUUAAGACUGUGUUGGGCUUGACACGUGAAGCCCAGGCAAAAGCAUUUGGCACGUGUGUCUCUCAUGUGUGUGCUGUUUUCAUAUUCUAUGUUCCUUUCAUUGGAUUAUCAAUGGUUCACCGUUUUAGCAAGAGGCGUGACUCUCUCCUUCCUGUCAUUAUGGCUAACACCUAUCUGCUCAUUCCUCCUGUGCUCAACCCCAUUGUCUAUGGAGUCAAGACAAAGGAGAUCCGGCAGCGUAUCCUACGGCUUUUUCUCACAACCCCACAUACUUCAGAUCACUAGGAAUCUGUGAUGAAACCUCCCUCCAUUCAAAGUUCUCUAAUUCAUACUUUACUAUUAGCAUCUUGGAAGACAGUAUUAAGAAAACAAAUCUUUCUUAAUCAAAGCACAGCAUGGAUCUUUCAAAGAUGAAAGUGGCUGUGGAAUUUCCAUGGGAAUAGAAUAAAACCUGCAAUCUCCAUUUUCUAACACCAGAUUCCAUUUUGUUUUUUCUCUAUAUGAUCAUUAAGACCAACACUUGUGUUUUGAAGGCUAUUAUCUCCCAUUUUAUCACCACUUACAAGAUGGUUCAUAGCAUUUGGAGAUGGAGCAACACAUCAAAAUUGUUUAUCAAAGGAAGGACAAAAGGAAAGAAAAUAAACACAAGACUAUAAUAAAAUUAUAUAAGAUAGAUUAAAACUCCAAUUUCCUCAUCAGAAUUCACAAUGACUUUGGAUUUCUAAGAAGUUAUAACUGGAUUUAUUCUUCAAAACAAUUUCCAAAGAAAUCAUUGUUUUUCUUCUGGGUCUCAGGCCAUGAAAAACUUCAUUUGCCUACAAUAUGAUGACAUGACACACUUUGUUAUGACAGUUGUUACAGCCAUGAAGACUUUUUUUACUUAUUUAAGUUCAUCAACUUUUUAUUUGUACCCUGAUUGCACCAAUGUGGAAACGGAUAUUUCCUGGGAACCAGUGAAUUACAUACAAUCAUGGAAGCUUAAAAACAGAAGAAAAUAAUGAAAUUUUCAUGUCCAGUCCUAUGGCAUGUAGAAGAAUUGUUAAAUAGACUUGUGGGAUGUUGAGUUGGAAAUCUCCAGAAUCUUACAUUCCUUUUGGAGGAGGCAUUUUCAUUUAUCUAGGGCUGCUUUGGGGAACUUCCUACCAACAGAAGGCUUUAAUUGUGCCAGUAGACAUUGCUCUGUGUUCUAGCCCAAUCACCACUGUGCCUGUACAAUGGAGUGUUCCCAGAUUUAUUUAUUUAUUUGAGAAACAGUAUGAAUAGUUGAAGAUUUCCUGAGUGUCUGAGGGACACUUUAAGGGAAGGAGUUGAGAAUAUUUAUCAGCUUGUGGUAUAAAGAAAGGAGGAUAGUCACCACAGAAUAGAGUCAAGAGCAAGAGUCAUGAGACUGAAUAGGGUCAUUAGCUCACAUGGCUGAACAGGAAGUAAGACUAGCAGAAAGGUGGGUCUAUAGAAAAUAAGGAUCACAUAUAUAAACAAACACCACAGACACCCAGGGCUUUAAGCUGUGUUGCAAUGAGAGAAAUAAGGACUGCAUUUCUGCCAAUUGCACAUACCAUAGAUAUAGACUUAAGGCCUACCUAGGAUUCCUACACAGUAGCUAGAGUAUUUCCAGGAGUGGGAUGGCCACUGUGGGAAUUGAAGGAGUGGAGCUGGAGUAGACUGAUCAAGGAUUAGGAUCAUCAUCCACAGAAAAGCCAUAAUCAGAUCCAGUGUGUAGUUGGUGAACAUGAGAAAUAGGCACAAAGUAGGGGCAGGGGAGAAUUUCCUGGCCAUGGCUAGCAGCACAGAGACCCACUUGUAUUUCAACUUCUUGGACUAUACUCCAGAAUAUAAGAAUUGUGGAUAUGAUAGAAUUGGCUAGGUCAAGGUGAGGGGUGGCCAAAGGAAAUAGCAUGAAAUGUACUCAGUGCAAGAUUUGGUCACUUUGAACU